AUGAUCGACUCCAAACUCGCCUCCCAUGUGGCCGAGGGCAAGAAGGCGCAAGCGGCUGGCCGCCCAAUCCCACCAAAGAAGCUGUGGGGUUCAUACGCCGCGCUCAACGUCGCCGCAUUAGGCGCCGUCCUCGUCGCGGGAGCAUACAUUGGAUCCGAGCACAUGCCGGCCAUGCCCGAUUGGAACAAGUACUGGAACAGGCUGCGGAAGGGAGGAGCGGGCGAAGAGGGGCCAGCAUAG
Cutaneotrichosporon cavernicola is the source of this 240-nucleotide messenger RNA. RefSeq lists its product as uncharacterized. The transcript has a single exon. The record is from RefSeq and is a predicted model, not a curated record. Lineage: Eukaryota; Fungi; Basidiomycota; Tremellomycetes; Trichosporonales; Trichosporonaceae. The coding region runs from base 1 to 240 and encodes 79 amino acids.